AUGGCUGAAGAAUCCAUGUUCAAGGCCGAAAACUUGGGCGCAAAGUACGACGUCUCCAGCGGUCACAAUUUGCCCAUUAAAGAACUUCCGCUCCCCAAAUCCUUCAAAUGGGGUACUGCUACUGCUGCAUACCAAGUUGAGGGCGCCGCCAACGCCGACGGCAAAGGCCCAUCUAUCUGGGACGAAUAUACGCACCGAGUGCCUUCGCGAACGAACAACCAGAAUGGCGACAUUGCCUGCGAUCAUUACAACCGGGUGGCCGAAGAUAUCGAGUUGAUGAGUUCGUUGGGCACCGAAGUCUACCGAUUCUCUCUAUCGUGGUCGCGAAUCAUCCCGCUUGGUGGCCGGAAUGACCCAAUCAACGAGAAAGGCAUCGAGUUCUACAACAACCUGAUUGACCAGCUGCUGGCUCGCGGUAUCGAACCAUCUGUCACAUUAUAUCACUGGGAUGCACCCCAAGCUCUAUACGACCGAUACAAGGCAUUCCUGAACACUGAUGAGUUCCGGGCUGACUACAUCCGCUACGCCCGACUCUGUUUUGAACGAUUUGGUGAUCGAGUCAAGCAAUGGGUCACAUUCAACGAGCCUUACAUCAUUUCAAUUUUCGGUCACCUCAACGGCACCCUCGCACCUGGCCACCGCGCUCAAGACGGCUUCGAUACUAAACACGAACCUUGGCGAGUUGGACAUACCCUCAUCCUCUCCCAUGCGUCCGUAGUUCAGCUGUAUGCCAAGGAGUUUCAGCCAACACAAAAAGGCAGCAUCUCCAUUGUUCUGAAUGGCCACUUCUACGAGCCAUACUCAGACAGCCAAGCCGACAAGGAUGCAGCUGUGAAAAGGCUCGAGUUCUUCAUCGCCUGGUUUGGCGACCCGAUCUUCCUGGGAACGGACUACCCUGCCUCAUUGAAAGAAUACCUUGGCGACAGACUUCCCUCUUUCACCCCCGAGGAGCAUGAUCUCCUUCGCGACACUGCAGCUAUCAAUGCUUUCUACGGCAUGAACCAUUACUCCACAAAAUAUGCUCGCGCCUUGCCUGACCCUCCCGCAGAGGACGACUGGACAGGUAACAUUGAAGAGGGCCCCGUCGAUCACAACGGCGUUGAAAUCGGACCCGUCUCCCAGAUGCCGUGGCUUCGCAUUGCGCCAGAGGGCUUCAGAAAACUUAUGAACUGGGUGUGGAACAGAUACCAUCUUCCGAUUGUGGUGACAGAGAAUGGAUGCCCCUGUCCUGAAGAUAGUGUGGAGACCGCCGUGGACGACAAGUUCCGCCAGAGAUACUUCGGUCUGUAUUUGGACGCCAUCUCUCGAGCAAUUUACGAGGACGGAGUCAAGGUCGAAGGCUAUUACGUCUGGACUUUGAUGGAUAACUUUGAAUGGUCGGCUGGUCUAGACCCCAAGUUUGGCAUCGUCCAUGUCGACUUUGAUAGCGGGAGUCUAAAGCGAACACCGAAGAACUCAGCACUGUACUUGAGGGAUACAUUCAAGCAGAGACGACAGGAGAAGGAAUAA
Molecule: messenger RNA, 1509 nt
Organism: Colletotrichum truncatum
Lineage: Eukaryota; Fungi; Ascomycota; Sordariomycetes; Glomerellales; Glomerellaceae
Product: beta-glucosidase
Biological process (GO): carbohydrate metabolic process
Molecular function (GO): beta-glucosidase activity
Source: RefSeq, a predicted model, not a curated record